Molecule: messenger RNA, 1590 nt
Organism: Rosa rugosa (rugosa rose)
Lineage: Eukaryota; Viridiplantae; Streptophyta; Magnoliopsida; Rosales; Rosaceae
Exons: 8
Coding region: 1-1590 (529 amino acids)
Source: RefSeq, a predicted model, not a curated record
AUGGAUUCAGAAGAAAAAAAUCAUGCCACUGAAGAUGACUUGCCAUCUGACGAGAAGAAGAGAAGAGGUCCAACUCUCAUGUCUGAUAUUAUUCAUGGUAGGUGUAAGGGGGCUCGAAUGGAAGUGACAUAUAACAAAAAGGGGCAACCAAUUGGUCUUGGAGGGAAGAGGCUAGCUACUUUUAUUGGGGUAAUGGCUCGAACUACUAUCCCAAUCACAUAUGAGACUUGGCCAGCAGUGAAGAAUUCACUUAAAGAAAUGAUAUGGAGCAUGGUUCAGAAAUCAUUCAUUGUGGAUCCAAGAAGCAAGAAAGAUGUCUUGAGUAGUGCAAGAAGGAAAUGGAAAUCAUUCAAGAGCACUUUAACUACAAAAUAUAUAUUGAAGUAUAAAGAUCGGCGACCUGAAGAAUAUGAGUUUAUUACUCAACCUGAGUGGGAAGCUUUUGUGAAGUCUCGAUUAACUCCGGAAUUUUUGGAAAUUCAUGAGGACCACUCAAAGAGACUAGCUUUGCAUGAGUAUGAUCAUCGAAUGUCUAGGAAAGGCUAUGCUAAUUUGGAAGAGAAACUAGUAAGCAGAUUUUUGAAAAUGGAGUUAGGGACUGAAGCCGAUAUUGAUAGAGCCAUCUUAUGGAAGAAAGGGCGUGUCUAUAAAGAUGGUAACUAUUUGAGUGAGACAACCAAACAACGUGUUGAGAAAAUUGAUGCUUUAACGAAAGAUGUGAGGGAGGGAAUUGUGUCCGCUGUUAGUAGAAACGACAUUUUGACUCAAGCUUUGGAGACACCUGAGCAAUCGGGCAGUGUAAGAGGUGCUGGACAAUUUGUUACACAUAAGGUGUACUUUAAUACAUCUAGAUAUAAGCCUGCAACCAAGACACAAUUGUUGGAACAGCAGUUGGAAUUGAUAAAAAACCAGAUCAACAUGUUUACUUUAUUAUUGGAUCCCGAGAAGUUGGAUCCAGUUAAACUAAACAUGAUGCGAGACAUGUUCAGAUCUAAUAAUGGAUCUGAAAAAGCUAGUUGCUCCGUCGACAAGGAGAAAAAUAAGUCUUCUAAGGAGGAGGUAUCUAAGGUGGCAUCGGAGAAAGAAAAUGAGAAAAAAGCUACUGCCAAAAAGGUUCAAAAAAUGGAUGAUACUCCACCUCCAAUUGACAGCAGUAGAGAGAGCAAGAAGGCAAAACAAUUGUAUAAAGGGGGACUGAUGAUGAGGCAGAGAGGAGCAUUGGAAGAUGACAAUGUGAUAACUUCAACAGAGAAAGCAUAUAUUCCUAUUGAGACAACAAAUGUUGUAAAAAAGGGGAAAAAAUGCAAGCUAGUAGUAGACACCAAAGAUAACAUUGUUGCAAUGGGAACUGUAAUAAUGUUGGAUGGGCCGAUACAUGGAGUGCCACUAGGAGCAGAAAAUAUACGUAUCUCAGUUGAUGUGCCCAUCAAGGAAGAUGCUAAACUCCCCAUCCCAAAUGUGUCAGCUGAAAUUUUUACAGUAAAGCAAGCUACCGGUACUCAUGCCGCUUGGCCUCGACAUCAUGUUUUAAUGUCACAUGAAGAGGUAUAUAAUUUAGAACUCAAUGAGCACUUGGAAGUAUUCGAGUAA